AUGCCUGAUUCUGGAUCACCUUUGCCUCUCGCUGCGCUGUUUGUCAUCUACUGUCUGUGUUCCGCUCGGCUGAGCUCGGAGUCUGGCGGAGUGGUCCCAUUGUUUUUGACACGUGGUCUUUUGUCUUUCCCGCAAUGCAGGAACCUGGUGACGUCGUUUGAAGGCAAGCACGGCAGCGUGCGGUACUGGGUCAAGGCCAAGCUUCACCGACCUUGGGCCACGGUGAAGAAAAUCAAGCGAGAAUUCACCGUGAUUGAACCCAUUGACAUCAACACGCCCUCGUUGCUGGCUCCACAAGCUGGGACAAAGGAGAAGUUGGCUCAUGUGUGGUACUGCAACCUCGGCCACCUGGCUCUGACUGCAAAGAUUGACCGGAAAGGCUACACACCAGGUGAGGUGAUCCCGAUCUUCGCUGAAGUGGACAAUUGCUGCUCGCGCACAGUCACUCCCAAGGCGGCCAUCAUCCAGAUGCAGACGUUCAGCGCCCGCGGCACCACCAAGCAGAAGAAGUCGGUGGUGGCCACGCUGCACGGCGAGGGGGUGGCCCCGCGGAAAAGGGGCACGUGGCACGGCCGUCCCCUCAAGAUCCCGCCCGUCUCGCCCACUCUCAAGUGCCGUGUGAUCCGUGUGGACUACGCGCUGCGGAUUUACGUUGAGAUCCCAGGAAUGUCCAAGCUGUCGUUGGAGCUGCCUCUGGUCAUCGGCACCAUCCCGCUACAUCCGUUCGGAAGCCGCUCGUCCAGCGUGGGAAGCCAGUACAGCAUGGACAUAGACUGGCUACGUCUCACCCUCCCAGAGAGACCAGAACCUCCUCCUGACUACCUGGAGGUGGUUUCUGAGGAAGAUGCCAGCCAGUCCGACCAACGCAUGUCUGUUCCCGAGAGCCUGGAGGAGCACGGGGGAAUGUUGGAGCAUCCCUUCUUUGUCUACGUGCAGGAGUUCCGAAACCGCCCUCCGCCCCUUUACUCUGAGAUUGAUCCCCACCCCCAGAGAUCGGAGAUGCGUCGGAGAUGCAUGACCUGCUGAAGACUUCUCUGCGUGACUUUGGGCAGGAAAAUAAUAGAAACCAAGCAGAAGCGAGAUUUAAAAUGCACCUUCAAAGCCUCGGCCGCUGCCGGCACCUCGAGUGGACGCUCGAGACGUCGCUGCCUGAAGGUGAAUGGGGCAGCUUCGGGAAGGGAGGAGAGCGUGGCCUUCUGACUGCUGGAUGCGCCACACGCCUGAUUCUGGAUCACCUUUGCCUCUCUCUGCGCUGUUUGUCAUCUACUGUCUGUGUUCCGCUCGGCUGAGCUCGGCGUCUGACGGAGUGGUCCCGUACCACGAGGGGGGGGGGGGGGGGGGGGGGGGGGGGGAAUGGGUGGAGGUCGGAGUUGGCCACUCGUAGAUCUGAAGCCGGCAAGCCCGCUGCCCUGGCCACUCUUGGGUCGCCCAUGUUUACCAGGAGGGAGCUGGCGCUUGGCCAGUCUUGCAAAGGUGGGGUGGAGGGCUAUCAGGGAGCAUGGGGGAGUGGGCCUAAGGGAUGUCUGUCUACCUGGGGCAGCUGGGCAGCUACCACCAUGAAGCUGAUGUUCUGGAAACUUGCACAUGGACCAGAGAAAAGUGGAGACCAUCCUGUUGCUGGACUAAUCCCGUCCGAUAUCUCCCUGUUCUGUGGGCACCAUGUGUUUGUCUUCACACUGCGACUGGUUAACCUGCUUUAGUGGUUAGGAUGCAUGGACCAUUCCAUAGACUGAGGAGGGGUGGCACAGUCACGGUGAGAGAGUCUGGCCUCCAGUGCAGAGAAGAGUUUUAAAGAAAAGUUUGUUUUUUUUAAAACACACAACGUGCCAGCUGCUCUUCCAUCCAACCUCCUUGACCCGACCACCCAGUCCAAGUUCCAAGAAGGCCAGAGCUGUCUGAUGUGGAAUAUUGACCUGGGGAAUAAUAUUUAGUAUAGCUGGCUUCUUGGAUCUGUGCUAUUUUCUAUUUGGGUUGUUAUUCCUUGCGUUUAAAGAUGAAAGAUGUACAAAGUGGACCACGAGGGGGGGGGGGGGGGGGGGGGGGGAGUGGACAGGAGAGAUGCCGUUACUGGGCAUCCUUUACAAUGGCCUUGACUGUAAAUUCAAUGAUAUAGAGGAUAGUUGACCAUCUCCAUACUGGAGCUGUGCCUAUAACCAGCUGGUGCCUACAGGCCCUCCAGCCUUAGAAACAGGAGAGCUCUGUGCAUUUACUUAAGACUUUCAGUGACAUAUACUGAUGAAUAUCGAUCUCUGAUUUUUUUUAUCUAUACCUUGCCUAUCAUUUUUUAGAUU
This is a messenger RNA of Amblyraja radiata (thorny skate), 2291 nucleotides long. RefSeq names its product arrestin domain-containing protein 2-like. Gene Ontology annotation, biological process: protein transport. NCBI's taxonomy places the organism in Eukaryota, Metazoa, Chordata, Chondrichthyes, Rajiformes, Rajidae. The coding region runs from base 1 to 1026 and encodes 341 amino acids. The record is from RefSeq and is a predicted model, not a curated record. The transcript has 7 exons. Gene Ontology annotation, cellular component: plasma membrane; cytoplasm.